Messenger RNA from Cajanus cajan (pigeon pea), 1114 nucleotides. Its product is annotated as NADH-ubiquinone oxidoreductase 24 kDa subunit. The record is from RefSeq and is a predicted model, not a curated record. Gene Ontology annotation, biological process: mitochondrial electron transport, NADH to ubiquinone. Lineage: Eukaryota; Viridiplantae; Streptophyta; Magnoliopsida; Fabales; Fabaceae. Gene Ontology annotation, molecular function: NADH dehydrogenase activity. Gene Ontology annotation, cellular component: respiratory chain complex I.
ACGUUGCCACGUUUCCAUGUUCUCUUACACUAUCAUACCCUUCACUUCACCCUCUCUACUUUCUCUCUCUCUCUGCGAUCUGUUUCGUGUAGCUGUUCGAAAAUGCUGGCACGCCUCGCCGCGAAACGCUUCAACGAGAUCCGUCAAAUUUUCCGUCAGCCUUCGAGGGCUUUCUCAACCGCUCUGAACUACCACCUUGACUCACCGGACAACAACCCUAACCUCCCAUGGGAAUUCUCCGAUGCACACCACGCAAAGGUCAAGGAGAUUUUAUCUCACUAUCCAUCCAAUUAUAAGCAAUCUGCAGUGAUCCCUCUUUUGGAUCUUGCCCAGCAGCAGCAUGGAGGGUGGCUCCCUGUUUCUGCAAUGAAUGCGGUAGCUAAGGUUAUAGAGGUUCCUCCCAUACGGGUUUAUGAGGUUGCCACAUUUUACUCCAUGUUCAAUCGAGCUAAGGUUGGGAAGUACCAUCUGUUGGUUUGUGGAACAACACCUUGUAUGAUACGUGGUUCACAAGGAAUUGAAGAAGCCUUAUUAAAACACUUGGGAGUGAAACGCAAUGAAGUAACACCAGAUGGUUUGUUUUCUGUUGGAGAAAUGGAAUGCAUGGGGUGCUGUGUGAAUGCUACUAUGAUUACAGUGGCUGAUUAUUCAAAUGGAUCGGAGGGAUAUACUUAUAAUUACUAUGAAGAUGUAACUCCAGAGAGAGUAGUUGAGAUAGUGGAAUUGCUGAGAAAGGGGGAGAAGCCACCGCACGGCACGCAAAAUCCCCGGCGGAUUAGGAGUGGACCUGAAGGAGGGAAUACUACCUUGUUAGGUGAGCCCACGCCUCCUCCCUGCCGUGACCUGGAUUCCUGUUGAAGUGUGAUACUUUUUGCCUUCAAUAAUGUGAGGCUUGCACGCGUUCGAGCUUGCCUUGAUCUAAACAUUGUCAAAUUGUUAGAUCCUCAACCAAUUUUUGUAUUAACCUGCCUGGAUGACUUCCGUUUAAAGAAAAAUAUCUGUUCCAUAAAGCCAUUGAUUUCUUGGCUUGUUUAUUACUUAAUAGCUUUAUCUAUGUGCUUUACUGUACUCUGUACAUCAAUCAUCAUGAAUGAAAUUUGAGAUUAUGAUGGCA